CGACGCCGCAUUCAUCCCCCAUUUUCAGACUACGAGAUGAGUGCAUAAGGGUGUGCAUUGCAGCCCGUAUCGGUAUCCGUCUGAAUUGAAUCUUCCGCGCCUCAAUCCUCGAAACUUGCAUCCGAACAUCUGUAUCAUACCGAGAGAGCGCAUCCGCUUCAGAGAAAACCCAAUCCCGCAGCCAUGGAUAUUCACCGCUGUCGAUUCGUUUCCUACAACCCCCAGGCGAUUAACUCGCUUGCCUUCUCGCAUCCCCCCUCCGCAGAUCUUGCCGGACGAGGUGUCCCUACCCUUCGACUCGCAAUCGGUCGUGCGAACGGCGACAUCGAAAUAUGGAACCCGUUGCGAGGAGCCUGGUUCCAGGAGACCGUGCUACGUGGAGGAAAGGACCGAAGUAUCGAAGGCUUGACUUGGACUCAAGAUCCUCAUGAGGAUGGUCCUUCGGGUUCCAAGCUGCCGGGCAAACUGCGCCUGUUCAGCAUUGGCUACUCUGCGGCCGUUACGGAGUGGGAUCUUGAGCAGGGACGCCCGCUGCGCCACUCGAGUGGAAACUACGGUGAAAUUUGGUGCCUUGCUGCUCAGCCGCAGUGGCAGCCUACCAAGAGAGGCGCAAAUGGAAAAUUCCUCCCUCCCGCUGAGGGUGAGUAUCUCGGCCAGCAUUUGGCGGCCGGCUGUGCAGAUGGAUCAAUUGUGAUCCUGUCAACGGAAGACAACGACCUGAGAUUCCUUCGUUUGAUGCGCCCAUCCACAAAGAGAGCCCGAGUUCUCAGCGUUACCUUCCAGAACCGAAACACCAUCGUCGCGGGCUAUGCUGAUAGCUCUAUUCGUAUAUUCGAUAUCCGGAACGGCCAACAACUGCGGACAAUCUCGCUUGGAAAGGGACCGACCGGUGGCCCGAAGGAGUUGCUGGUUUGGUCUGUCAAGUGCCUGCCCGACGGCACGAUUGUCUCUGGAGAUUCUGCGGGUGAGAUUCGGUUCUGGGAUGCCAAGAACUACUCCCUUAUUCAGCGGAUUCAGAGCCAUCUCGCCGAUGUUCUUGAUGUGGCUGUGAGCGCGAAUGGCGACACUGUCAUCAGUGGUGGCGCAGAUCAGAGAACAGUGGUUUACCGCAAGAAGGACGUUGAGAAGGGUGAUAAGAAGAGCCGCUGGGCAGAGGUUAUGCAUCGUCGAUACCACUCCCACGAUGUGAAGACAUUCGCCGUUUACGAGACGAAAGAGAUCAGCAUUGCCGUGUCUGGAGGCCCCGAUGCGACACCGGUUGUUCUUCCCCUCCGUGAAUUCGGCAAAGAACACCACCGCAAGCUCUCCAGUCUGCCGCAGAUCCCUCAGCUUACUUCCGCAUCUUCUUCUCGCCUAGUGAUGAGCUUCUGGGACCGAGAGGUCAGCCUCUGGCGGGUCUCUCGAGGCCCUGCCUCUUUGAAUGAGAAUAUUGAUGGCCAGAGGCAUAGGCUUGUUGCGAAGGUGAUGAUCCAGGGUGAAGAAAAUAUUACUUCUGCUAUGCUGUCACCAGAUGGCAAGCUGCUUGUCGUCGCUACGAUUUCCGACGUUAAGCUGUUCACUGUUCGCCGACGCAAGGGCGAUGAGAAGGGUGCUUUGCGCAUCCAGAAGAUCGAAGUUCCCAAGUCUCUUUCUGGAGAUGGCGCCCGUCUAGUGACCAUCUCCGCUGAUAGCCGAUGGAUUUGCAUCGUUCGUCCUAACAGCGGUGUCUAUAUGGCUCGCAUUACAUCGGCCUCUUCAACGGCUGACAAGCCCGAAGUCACACCGCAGCUUGCCCUUCUCAAGCGUGUCAAGCGUCACACGCGACACGAGAAGGCUUCCCAUGGUACCUUGGGUGAUUACGAAAGAGUGGUCCGGUCCGCCGUGUUCUCGGACGACAGCAAGAUCUUGGCUGUUGCUGAUCUUUCAGGAUGUGUUGAUACCUGGGUUCUGUAUCCUGUUGUGGAUUCGGCUGCCAACGGCCACGCCAAGGCUAAUGGUAUCUCCAAGUCCGGUGAUGAUUCAUCUGAUGACGAGGAUGAAGAGGAAGAUGUUAUCUUCGAGGGCGAACGGUGGCAAAUCGCAGCUUCGGAAUCCCCGAUACCCCGAAUGAAGGCUGGCGUCACCUUCUUGUCUUUCCGUCCUCAACAGUCUUCUCCCAAGUCACUGACCAACGGUAACAGCCCGACGAGCUCCUCAACAGGAGAGGACCGCUUGAUGGUUGUUACUAGCGAGCACCAACUCAUUGAAUUUGAGGCUCGCAGCGGCAAGCUGUCCGACUGGUCUCGACGCAAUCCUAAGGCUUAUCUUCCAGCAGAGUUCCGGGGUGUUAAGGACCGUGCUAUGGGCUGCUUGUGGGACCUUUCCGAGGGCCGGGAGCGUGUCUGGCUCUAUGGAACUUCGUGGCUGUGGAUGUUUGACAUGCUGCAAGAUUUCCCCUCCCCGGAGGAAUUCAAGGCCGCGGAUGAUGAGGCCUCCCAGCAACUUGUCAAGGCCUCGAAGCGCAAGCGUGAUCCGUUUGAGGAGGACGAGAAGGACCGCAAGAAGCCUAACAGCGGUGCUGGUGACAAGAUCUCUCGUGCUCAGAUGGAAACUCACCUUGGAACCAAGGUGCGCAAGAUCACUGGCAAUGAUGAGUCUCAGGGUGAGUGGAUCUCGCUUGACCAAGAACGCUCGCGUAAUCCCGAGGAUGACGAGGCUUACGAGUACGACGAAACAUUCGCUGCAACCAAUCAAGCCGCCCUGGCCCGUCUCCGACGUGAGGACGGCACUGCUGUGGAACUUGGAACUCCUCAGAAGAGCUCCAAGGGCAAGGUCAAUGGGGUUGCCGACACUCCCAAGAAGCAGCUUGUGGCGGCCAACGGCACUACCUCCCAGCCUCCACGCCGCUGGUGGCACACAUACAAGUACCGUGACAUUCUUGGAAUCGUCCCCCUCUCGGGCGACGAUUUGGAGGAGGACCAGAGCCCGUCCGGAAUCCUGGAAGUGGCUGUGGUGGAGCGACCGAUGUGGGAUGUCGAGCUGCCUGGUCGCUACUUGAGGGAUUAUGAGUAA
Messenger RNA from Penicillium subrubescens, 3030 nucleotides. It is a transcript of the gene ura7, whose product is annotated as small subunit rRNA maturation protein UTP4. Lineage: Eukaryota; Fungi; Ascomycota; Eurotiomycetes; Eurotiales; Aspergillaceae. The record is from RefSeq and is a predicted model, not a curated record. Gene Ontology annotation, molecular function: protein binding; RNA binding. Bases 184 to 3030 code for a protein of 948 amino acids. Gene Ontology annotation, biological process: maturation of SSU-rRNA from tricistronic rRNA transcript (SSU-rRNA, 5.8S rRNA, LSU-rRNA). Gene Ontology annotation, cellular component: t-UTP complex; small-subunit processome; 90S preribosome. The transcript is spliced from 3 exons.